ACCUGAACCCCUCAGAGAGCCGGGACUUCAUCGACAGCUACCUGCAGGAGAUGGAUAAGCCCGAUGGCAGUGAUUUCUGUGAGGAUAACCUGGUGGCAUGCACUCUCGACCUGUUUUUUGCUGGGACCGAGACCACCUCCACAACCAUCCGCUGGGCCCUGCUGUUUAUGGCUGUAUACCCAGAAAUUCAAGCCCGUGUACAAGCUGAGAUCGAUGCUGUUAUUGGGCAGUCCCGGCAGCCAGCUCUGGAGGACAGGAACAACAUGCCCUACACCAAUGCUGUCAUCCACGAAGUGCAGAGGAAAGGCAACAUCAUCCCUUUUAAUUUGCCUAGAGAAGCGAUGAAGGACACGGUCCUGGCUGGUUUCCACCUGCCCAAGGGCACUGUUAUACUCCCAAAUAUUUCCUCUGUGAUGACUGACAAGAAGGAGUGGGAAACCCCUCACAGUUUUAAUCCCGAGCACUUCCUGAAGGAUGGGCAGUUCUGGAAAAGGGAGGCUUUUAUGCCAUUUUCUAUAGGUAAGAUCUGCUGCACUUGAUGCUUUUAGCUGAAGCUCUGGG
Coturnix japonica (Japanese quail) is the source of this 561-nucleotide messenger RNA. NCBI's taxonomy places the organism in Eukaryota, Metazoa, Chordata, Aves, Galliformes, Phasianidae. The record is from RefSeq and is a predicted model, not a curated record.